Molecule: messenger RNA, 1194 nt
Organism: Zasmidium cellare ATCC 36951
Lineage: Eukaryota; Fungi; Ascomycota; Dothideomycetes; Mycosphaerellales; Mycosphaerellaceae
Exons: 1
Coding region: 1-1194 (397 amino acids)
Cellular component (GO): cytoplasm
Molecular function (GO): flavin adenine dinucleotide binding; electron-transferring-flavoprotein dehydrogenase activity
Source: RefSeq, a predicted model, not a curated record
AUGGCGACCAAGGCUCACAAGAAUAUCGUCAUCCUCGGCGCUUCCUACGCGGGUGUUUCGACGGCACACUAUCUUCUCAAACAUGUCCUUCCCAACCUGCCGGAUGAGGAUCGCUACUGCGUCGUUCUGGUCUCUAUGUCCGAGCAAGUCCUUUGCAGACCUGCGUGUCUCCGGGCGAUGAUUUCCGAUGCUGCGUUCGAUCAGAAGAAGCUGUUCGUGGAUGUGCGGGAGUGUUUUGAGAUGUACACUGCUGGAAGUUGGGAGUUUCUGCAGGGGAAAGCUUUGCGAGUCGACUUUGAGGAGAGAUGUGUUCAUGUUGUGGGUGAGGAAGGGGAGGUGGAUGUUGGGUUCCAUGCGCUGGUCAUUGCGACUGGGGCGUGUACGCCGUCGCCGCUUUUGGGACUGAAUGGGAGUGGAGAGGAGCUGCGGCGGGCAUGGAAGGAAUUUCGUCUCGCAUUGCCAAAGGCGAAGACUAUGGUUAUCGCCGGCGGAGGGCCAGCUGGUGUCGAAACUGCUGCUGAACUCGCUGAGCAUUUGGACACCACGAGGUCGACGAAGCCUCAGAUCACCCUCAUCACAUCCGGUGAAAGACUUCUCCCAGUCCUCCGUCCUUCGAUCGCAGCCCAGGCCGAGAAAGACCUGACCAUCCUGGGCGUGAAAGUGCUGAAGAAGACCAAAGUCCUCUCCACCACCCCUGAAGACGCCGGAGCAGCCUCCGCCCGUGCCGCUGCAACAAAACUCCACCUCUCGACCGGCCAGACCCUCGACGCAGACCUGUACAUCCCCACCACAGGCACCAGACCCAACACCUCCUACCUCGACCCCAAGUUACUCGACUCGGACUGCCGCAUCAAAACAGACCCCCACCUCCGCGUCCCCAUCGCUGGCCCCCUCACAUACGCCCUCGGCGACGCCUCCACCUUCGCCCGUCCCGCAAUCCACAACAUUACCUCCGCCGUGCCGAUCCUCUGCAACAACAUCCGCGACGAUCUCCUCGGCGUCGAAGGUCAGGAUAAGGAGUUCAAAGAGGAUGAAAGGGAGACGCAGAUGGUGCUGCUGGGGAAGAGGAGGGCUGUAGGCGCGGCGAUGGGGUGGUGGAUGCCGGGCUGGAUUGUGAGGAUGAUUAAGAGGGAUUAUUGGCUUUGGACGACGCCGAAAUUGUGGAGGGGGCAGAUGUGGGAUAGAAGCUCUUGA